This is a messenger RNA of Strongylocentrotus purpuratus (purple sea urchin), 9678 nucleotides long. It is a transcript of the gene nbas, whose product is annotated as neuroblastoma-amplified sequence. The coding region runs from base 221 to 7492 and encodes 2423 amino acids. Gene Ontology annotation, biological process: retrograde vesicle-mediated transport, Golgi to endoplasmic reticulum. Gene Ontology annotation, cellular component: endoplasmic reticulum membrane; Dsl1/NZR complex. The transcript is spliced from 58 exons. Gene Ontology annotation, molecular function: SNARE binding. NCBI's taxonomy places the organism in Eukaryota, Metazoa, Echinodermata, Echinoidea, Camarodonta, Strongylocentrotidae. The record is from RefSeq and is a predicted model, not a curated record.
AAACAGCCACCAAUCUGAUCUAAGAUCGCUAAAUUACUACUAAAUCGGUAACACUUACAAAUAGCCCCUACAUCUCUGAAGUGGGAAAUUGGCUGAUAUCUUCAUCUUUUAUAGGCCCACGUAUUUGAUUUUAUGUAUUUAAGCUGCGCUUGUUAUGUUGAUGACGUGCGACUACUCACUGUCCUGACUCUCUCUGCGACCGAACAGAUGUAAGUGGGAAAUGGCGUCAGACGAUGAGGUGACUCAGAACCCCAAAAAGGAAGAAGAUGAAACGAUAUUGUACGAUCUUUUCUUUCCAUAUGAAUGGUCUCAAGAAUCUGAACCAUUGACAAGUGUUAUUGCAGAGAAACCUAAAAACUCAUUGGUGGGGAAGGUAUCUUCAGCUACUGCAAGAUCUCUGUGGACUUUUGUUAGGAGCACUGGAAUACCUCUCGGAUCAUCCUCGACAUGCUCUCUACCAGCGACCCUCAUCAAGCUUGUGAACUCGCAGAUCAGCUGGCACAUCGCUACAGCAAGUGAUGGCAACCUCGUCGCUGUUCUCCAGGAUACAUGCAUAGAGGUCAGAUCAUCCAGAGACAACUUCCAGACUUGUGUCUGCAAAUGCCAAGUCCCCAAAGACUCUCAUCCUCAGUGGAGGCAGCUAGCAUGGAGCCCAGACUGGGCCUUGGUGGCGUGCUCAGACAGCAGGGGUAACAUCAGAGCUUUCGAUCUCUUUGGAACUCUGCUCUUCACAAUAGAAAGGGCCAGACCCCAACCUCCUGAUAGCCCUGUAGAUUUCAGCUGUGCUGUGGCUUCUCUUCGCUUCACAGACUACAAACAGACUGCUCAGUGGUCAGCGGAACUUCUUGUAAUCAACUAUGUUGGCAGCUUGGACUCCUAUCUGGUUAGCUCAUCUGGAGAAUACCAGUACGACCACACUUUCCAGUUCGGCAGCUAUUACCCACAAGGCAUCAGCUGUGCUACGUACGAUGCCAAGCACUCGCUGCUCUUCAUCGGGGGUGCGUCGCAGGAUGAUCCCCCGGACAGACCCACCUCGGCCAGCUGUCUGGGGCUGACUGCAUGGAGAGUGCUCUCCGUUCCACCAUACUACAAGCUGGUGGAGGACUAUGACUCGGAAUAUGGGAAGGUUGGAGCAUCCAGAAAGCUGUUCCGCAGAAUGACCACAGUGAACAAUAUCUUCAAGAGGUCUCAAAAACAGGAUGGUAUCUACAGAAUGUGCCUUUCUCCCAAAGGAGGCUGUCUUGUGACGGCACACCAGUCUGGUCUGCUGUGCUUGUGGGAGGUUCCAUCUCUGAGAAGAAAGCAGGCAUGGCCUCUAGAAGAUCAGCCUGGUUUUAACGAGACUAAUCCCAACAUCCUGGUUCCGAUGCGGAAGAAAGCUAAUGAUGGUUCUUCAUUUUCCAAUCUCUUAAUGGACAUCAACUUCUGGUCUGAAGAGGCUGUAAUCUUGGCUAGAUGUUCUGGAGCAGUAGCUGUUUGCUCUGUUGCCAAUUUGCGUAACCUGCUUGGGACGUCUUGCGAGUGGUUGGCGCCAUCACCGAGGGUGACACUGGCCUCUGAAAAGGGCUUCAUGGCACUUGAUUGUGAGAGUAGAUCAUUACCUAUGAAGAGACCAAGGAGUCCUACAGACGGUGAGAGAGAUGGUGAUACCAGUAUGAUGAGCGAAGGAACCGAUGAUGAAGAUGAGGAUGAUGACGAUGAGGAUGAAGAUGCACCGUUCCUCACAAAGACCGCCAAGUAUAUGAAAGAGGUGAUGUAUUAUGUGACAGAAAGUGACAGAUUCCAACCUCCAAGGAAAAAGCCAAGAGUGACACACAGGACAUACUGUCUUUUGAGCGUCCAGAAGACAACUCCAGAUGAGCUGUUCCUCAGAAAGAUCCAAAAUGAGGAGUAUGGUGAGGCCCUGGCCCUGUCUCAGAGAUUUGGUCUAGAUUCAGACCUGGUCUACCAGACGCAGUGGCGGAAGAGUAGAGUUUCCCUGGCCUCCAUUCAAGACUACCUGAGUAAGAUCACCAAACGGUCGUGGGUUCUCCAUGAGUGUCUGGAUCGCAUCCCGGAUGAUAUUGAUGCUGCCAGGGAGCUCCUCCUCUAUGGUCUAAGAGGCACUGACCUCCAGGCUCUCAUCGCUAUCGGCAACAAGGAAGACAGAGGAAGAUUCAUCUUGUGUUCCGAUGAGGACAUUGAGCUUGAGAGAAACUUUGAUAACUAUCGUCAUGGUGAUGACGAUGAUGAGGAGGAUGAAGAAACGGAGGAAGAGCAAUUUGAGAGGAAGAAAAAGGAGAAGAGAGAAAAACUCCUGGCCCAGGUUGACUUCUCAAAGCUGACUCUUGAGCAGAGGGAGCUGUGCCGUUGCCGUACCAGACUGCUGGGGUACUUGGACAGACUCAAGACUUACGAGGAAAUUCUUGGAGGAGGAGAGUCAGCAUUGAGAGCUUACAACGAGAAGAACUUUGAGAAGUUCAGAUCUGAAAACAUUGUUGAAGCAGCAGUCGGAAUGGCUAGGGAUUCUGAUUGGAAGGCUUCAGAGAUCAUGUUCACCUACCAUGGAAAGGACACCUUACCUCAUUGGUUGAUGAUUCUUAAUAACUUCCCUGAGACCACGCCCCCUACUGAAUACAAGACACUGCUCCCAGAAGCUAGCUAUGAGUCAGAUCCAGAGGUGUAUUCCUGGGACCAGGACCAGCACAGGGACAAGGACUGGUGCGAGGGCCCAGACUGCCAGAGGGUCAUCAACCCAACACAGCUGGACUACGGGGCAUUCCUCUACGAGGAUAGUCCAGAUCUCAUGAAAUUCAGGUGUGAGACAAUGACCAAGCAGCUCCUGACUGAUUGGGUGAUAUUCAGAGCAAUGGCCAUAGAAGAUGAAUCUAGACAGGUGGACAAUGCCCUUUCAUUGGUUAGACUGGCUAUGGAAAGGAAUAUACCGGGUCUGGAGAGUCUUCACCAUGACCUUUUGACCUUGGAAGUGGUGUCGUAUGAGUGCCAGACUGACCCUGAUUUGACCCUUGCUUCACUGAAGAAACUCACCAACCUCCAGAUAAUGCUGCUCAUGAUGUCAAAGUCCCCAUCCGAGACGUAUGUGAAGGAUAUGAAGCGUUGGGUGAUUCCAUUUCUCCAGAGGUGUGAAGAAGAUUCGCCUGGAACCAGAGUGACCCUCACGGAGGAGUUCAUGCUAUCGUUGGCCAAGGAGGAUCUGUGCAAAUGUCAGCUCAUUUUGGAGAAUAGUAAACAUACAUCUCCAGAGCCUAUCAUAAGAAAGAAGAGUGACCUCCUGUCUCUAGCUCAGCGAUGUAUCUAUGCCUGUGAGAGAGACGACCAGCUAGAUGUAGCAAGACGGAUCCUAAAGGUUCUACCCAAACAAAGCUUAGGAGUUGUUGGUGACGACCUGUCUGCCCUCUACCAUGACCUUGAUGAGCUUGAAGGUCAUCUCCAGGCCAUUGAGAUCCUUGCUAGUCAUGGUGUUGCCAUGACGACCCGAGCAGUGAGAGAGACCCAAAGUGAUGAGGAUGCUGCUGCCAAGCUGAUGGUUAGACUUGCCAGACAGGCUGCUAGAGGGAAACCCCCCAAGAGAGAGUGGGAGUGGAACAAGCUAGGGAAGGACAUGUUGGAACUCAGACGGAUCGUCUACAAGUGUUUGUCUUCCACUCAAUGUCAAGAGAUUUUCACAGAGAGUCUUCUUGGUUCUGGAUCCAUCGCCAACAUCCGACUCGCUGGAGAGAAACUGACCAAGACCAGACCAGAGGGUUCCGUCCUGGCCAGAUCAUCGGUCAAGGCGGCUUCCCUGAUCCCUUACGAGAGAUCCAUUGACCUGGUCCUCUCAGCAGCAAGGGAAUACUUCAACUCAUCGGCUGAUCUGAUGGAUACCACUAUGGAACUAGCAAGGUCCUGUCUGCAGCUGAUGACAGACUGUCCAACUAGGAUCCAGGAAGAACUAGAUCUCAUUGCAUCACUGGCUCUCCUAGAUGAUUUCUCAACUCCUAUUCUUCCUCUUCAAGUGAGACUAUGUGAAGACAGACUGGAACUGGUGGAGAAAGUGAUUACAUCUGCCAAAUCUUCCUGCACCAACUCAGAAAAGCUGCUUCGGCUUGCCAAGUUGUUGCGUGUAUGUGGUGACAAUGAGAAGGAGAGGCAGGGUAAAGUGCAAGUUCUUGUGAGCAGGGCUGCAUUACAGGCCUCUGACUACAAGACAGCAUGGGAUGUUAACAAACGUCUUGUAUCAGACAGCUAUGGACCUGCUUGGGAGGUGUGCAGAGAUCUUGCCCUCAAAGAUGAAUUCAACGACCUUCAAGCCAGACGUGAGCUUCUUGCCUUUGCCUCAGCCUACUGUGAACCGGAAGCCUUGGUUGCUAUUCUAGAAGCCAGGAACUUGCUCCUUACUCAGAUUUUAUAUAGUAAAUUGCCAGUAGAAGUGGAAGAUGGCCAGAAAGGAAAGGAAGAUGAGGAGGAAGAAGUUGCCAUGGAAACACAAGAUUCCUUACCAGAAGAUACAGCAGAAGUGGAAGAUGAAGGGAUUGAGAAUGACUUAGAGACAUCCACACAAACCAUGACCAGGAGAACCCGACAGAUCCUCGCCACCACUGGAGCUGCGACAUCCGCUGUCCUGGCAACCACUGGUGCCGCAACCUCCGCAGUACUCGCCACCACCGGCGCCACCACCAAGGCUGUCCUUGCCAGUGUGAGCGACACCCAGUGGUGGGCGGGGACCAUGCAGUUUCUUAGGCCCCUAGGGAGGGGUAUGGCAGGGGACAGCCAGGGGGACACGAGCCAGGAUGAUGUGGAGAGGUCUGGCAUUGAGAGGAGGGUGUGUCCUGCCUUCUAUGAGGCCUGCUACAAGGAACCUGCCAUAAGCAAGGAUGAUCCUAAUUAUGUCAACUACCAGUGGUCAUCUAGUGAGACAUCACACCGGUCACUCAAUGAAGCACUGCUGAGAGCCAUACAGCUGAGAAGACUGACCAAAGAUGACGAGUCCAUGUCUGAACAUGCAACUCAUGUACUACAACAGCUUGCCAUGGAUGCCUUCAAGUCAGACGUGAAUCUUGCAUUGGCUUAUCUUCUUGCCCUUCCCAAUCCUCUUGAUGCAGACCAGUGCUUCGAGAAGAUCCCUCACUCGGCCCUCUCUCUCCAGCUGGCCGCGUACUACUUCGCCCUACAAGCAACGGUGCGACUCCAGCCCAUCAAAAAGGCCCAGAAGGGUCCCCCCAUCUACGAGACCGCACCUCCGCAACUCAUUGAGAUGGUUCUCAAGCUUGCCGGUAGCAAGAAGGCCGCUGGGUGGUCUGGGGAUGUCUCUGCUUUUGUAGGAAGGCUCAAACACUACGAUGAGCUUCUUGCUGAUCUCCUGCAGGCGCAGAGCCUUCAAGCUCUUGGAAGAGGAGUGGAUGUUGUACGCUUUACCAAGGACAAUGAAUACAAGCAGGAGACAAUCCUGGGCUUGGCAAUGAGUCUAGAGGAUGAUGUGUAUAAUCUGUCCGUCACCCUGGCCCAGCGCUAUCAUCUAUCGAUGUGGGAGGUCCUUAUGGCUCAUCUAGAGUUUCUCUUCUCGGAGAGUGGUCUCUCAACCGCUGCCAUCGAGGCUCGAAGCCACCAACUUGAUCUCGUCGCCACCCUUCUCGAGAGACCGGACAAUUUCUGCGAGAGGAUGGAGACUUGCAUCUAUCCCACCAUAGAGGGCUCUGAUCAUCAGCGUCUCAUCUACUACUUCACGCUGCUGCACAAGAGCGGGGCAGAGGUCAAAGGUCAGGUCAUAACCCCUGACAUGCAUGUCAAGCUGCUGAAGAAGAUCAAGGCCGCUGCUUCAAGUCUGGAUUACCGAAGACUAAUGGAUGGAGUCUCAGACCCGAUCAAUGUCAUCUCACCCUCACUCAUCUCGUCUAACGUCCAUGUUCUUGCCAAACUAGCUCCAAAAAUACCCACAAAGAAUGGUGGGAAUCUGACUCCAUCUCAAGUGUUCCUAGCGUUCACAGUGAAAAUGUUCUGGGACGGUGAUCAGAAUCACAAGAAAGCCCCGGAAACCACCGCUGAAUGGCAGCAUCGCUAUGAGGCAUGUGGAGAGUUCUUUGGUCGACUAACCAUCUCAGACUUCCUGGAUUUCAUCAAGAGGAUCGUCUUCACUCAGAAGUCACUGGAGAAACUGUCUCUGGAAAGCAGGCAGAACUUGGUUAGUCGUGCCAUCAAGUUUGCCAAACAGCAGGGGUCAGGCAAGCAGAAGUUUGCAGGGGAGAGCAGUGAAAACAUUGUCAAAUCAUGCAUUCAAGGACUACAGCAGUACCAAAAACAUCUACAGACUCUCAACACAGAGGGAGUACUCCAAAUCGAGCAGUUUGAUCAGGACAAUUCAACAAAAUUCUAUGAGCAGUACGACUUGUCAAGAGGUGAGACAGAGGUCAUGAAGACAGUCUUUGCGUCCCUGCUCUGCUGCGGAGUUCCGGUCUCGCUCCUAGACCAGGCCCUGACUGGAUCUACGAUCACUAGAUGGACUGCCCUCUCAGUCACAAGGGACGCUAUAAGAAGGAUAUUAGCAGCCAUCAAGAGUGGAGAUAGCGUAGAAGACAUUGACAUUGAGGGGAGACCCAUGGACUUCUUGAAGAAAAUCACACUGGAGGUCCAGAGACACAAACAAGAAGGAGGUAACAACACAGUAACUGCAAAUCAUGUAUUGGAUGAGUUACGGCCUUUCUGCAGUGACAUGUCGGUGGCAGUAGAACCCAGAGUUGAAAUACUGCAGCUUUUAGAGGAGACUUUCCCUUUGAGUAAGGAUGACACUCAGUUACUCUUGUUCUACAGAACCCAAGCGAUUGUCAGCGGUGCCUGGACGGAUAUCAAGGUAACCGAAGAGGAUGUAGUCUCCGAAGCCAGUCGUCUCAACCUCUUCCAGUCUCUCCUCUCCUGUAGUGCUUCUAUGGACCAGCUGGUGGCUCUCACUAGUCUGCUUAAACAAUGGCCUGUAUUGGAGACUAAUUUUAGUUCACCAUCUGAAGAACCAUGGGUGCAGGUCAUCUCCAAGAUGACAAGUUAUCCAGAGUUCAAAGGUCAAUUGGUCGUUGACCUCAUGAGAGAACAACAAGAGACACAUCCAUUAUCAUCUCGGUGCAUCAGUGCAGUCUACAAGAACCUUGUGGUGACCGGCCACCAUCUAGCCUCUAUCAAGGUAGUACUCAUCACCAAGCAGAGUGAUCUCUACAAAGCUAUCCUUGACUACAUGCAAGUACCAGCACAAUUUUCUGAGGAUUCUUUUGAUGAAGAGCUCCUUCAACUCUUCAUCACCCGAUCCUUCGCUCGCCAAGUCGCCGAAACGCCUUACUAUCCACCGCUGGCCGACUUCCUCCUCACUUCAUGUCAAAGGUCAGAGGUCACAGAAAUUGCCCGGCAACUGAAGGAUGCGGGCCAUGAGCCCGAGGCAGCAUCACUGUUGCUACGGCAACGCACGACUCAUCCAGCACUGGGGACGCUGGAUACUGCUCUAGCAGCUGUCAAGUAUUGGUUUAAGAAAUAAAGUUUUACCCCUUUUCCUUGAAAAGACGUUUAUUUGUGUGUACACGUAUAUGAAUGCAAACAUUCUUACCUUCCUAAAUCAUGAGGAGUAUUGAUAAAUCUUGUUUGAAACUCUUCCCUAGCUGGUAUUUACAAUCACAGAUUUUAUAAUUUAACUUUAUUUGUCAUAAUGGAGAAAUUGAAAAAUCUGUAUUUCAAGAUUUGGUAAAUUUCCUUUGGUAUUUUGUUUUUGUAGAGAGUAAAUUAGAUCAUUAGGCGAGACAAUUGUUAUUUCUUUAUGCAUUCCCUUUAUUUUGAUCUUGCUGAAUAAUAGAUUUGUUCUGAAGGAUCAGCACAAAUCUAAUUAUUUCCUUUCUUUUCAAUCAUUUUUCUUCAUUGUACAUGUUAGGGUAUGUGCAUAGACUUGUAUAGAGGUGUGUACAGGAAAGAGACAUAUAUAAAUAAAAUACAUAUAAAAAGAGAGAUAAUACCAAAAGAAUGUAUGAACCUUGAUUAAAAAAUUCCUUGCUGAGAGCAAUCAAUGUCCUAUAACAGUAUUUUAUCUUAUAUUCAUUUAAAAUGUUAUCAAUGUAUAGAUUGGUUUGUAAGUUGUAACUUAUGCUGUAUGAAGUAUACUGCCAAUGAAGGGAACUUGUUAUCAAAAUAUAGAUUUGUUUGUAAACUGUAACUAAGUUGUAUGAAGUGCACUGAAAAAAGGGAACUUGUUGAAAGCUCUGCACUUAGUGCUUUAUGGAAAUUUCAUUAUGACAUGGACAUACAAUCAAAUUGUAGGGACCUUUUGGAACGUGUGUAUUGUACCACAUAUGUAGAAACUUAAUAGAAGGAACCCCUGCUUUGUUUUCACUUCAUGAUGAGUCAUAACCUGUAUAGAAAGGCCAAAACCAAAGUAGGUUUCCUUACUUUUCUAUUAAGUCUUGACUACAUUGUAGCUGUGUGAUGAUUGAAUAUAACUCCUCAAACUUCACAAGGAGGCCUCCCUUUUGAGUUUUCAAAUCUCUAGUAUUGAUAAUUGCAAGUUUCAUCUGUGACAGAUUCAUAUAUUGCAUGACUUAUUUGCCAAUAUAUGAAUAAGUAAUGGUGAAAUCAUUACUGAACCUACCAUUUACAAUCACAGCUAAGAAAUAAUUCAUGUUAUGAAUCUUAGAGUGAUUAGAAUUUUGAAGUCCGAAAUGAGAACGGUGUUGUUGGAAGGAGAAAAUUCCAGCUGGACAGAUAUCCAUGAGGUAUCUUUUCCUCUCAUAGUUUCGGAGCUAAUUCAUGAAAGCUGUUUGAUUUGAAUUAGUCUGAAAGCAAGUAGAUAUCAAGGAAAAACACAUUUCAACAAUGACAAUCACUAUUUUUUUUAAAUUGUAACAUCUUAAGUUUCAUAGAAGUCAGUAUCAUCAGUAUGAGAGCAGAGAAUCACAGAUCAAUCAUGUUUCUAAAGAUAUUAAAAGAAAGAAUUUAACUUUCUAUAACUGCAAUUGUAAAUGUUUUACAUCUUUAUGUUUGCCCUCCCUUAUCCCCUUCCCCUCCCCUCCCCCUCCCCUUCCCCUUCCCCUCUCCCUCCCCCUCCCCUCCACAUUACUUAUGAUAUAUCGUUGACUUGAACCAUGAAAAACAAAAAAUGAUAUUCAAUCUUUGAAAUACAACCUGUCCAGAUAAAAGGUCAUGUGUAUGUUUGUCACUUAGGAGGUCUGCGUGCACGGUUUAAAUUUUUUGUUUGUUAUCAACCAAAAAUUGUUAACCGAUAGAGUGGUAACCUGAAAAAAUGUGCUGGAUUUGAAUGAGUUAAUAUUGCAUGUUGAAGUGAACAUGAAACCAUCAUAAAUUUAUGCCAAGUAUAAUGUUUAGGAUGACAAUGCAUAGAAUUGGGCCCUCAUUUUGACAAAAUCUACUUUUCAUUUAUGUUAAUUCAUUCUUUUGCCUGUUUUACAAACUAAAGUGCAAUAAAUAGAAACAAGAAUUUCUGACCUAUUUCAAAAUGACAUCGAUGAUUUCCGUUUGUGUUUAUCCAACUUCGGUUGCAAGCUAAGUGGUACCCAGGAUUGAAUUUAUAGAUUAUGAUUAAAGAUUUAUUGCCAAUCCUUGUUCAUGCCACUUCCCCUUCUUUGUACCUUUUAAGUUGUAUUCAGGAAUAGAAAUGUAGAUUAUUAUAAAAAAUGUAUGCCCUCUAAUGCCAUUAAAUAUUCAUGUACGUCUAUUGUA